Pelagomonas calceolata is the source of this 675-nucleotide messenger RNA. The record is from the annotation of a GenBank genome assembly. NCBI's taxonomy places the organism in Eukaryota, Pelagophyceae, Pelagomonadales, Pelagomonadaceae.
GCAGCAGAGCUUGGUGGCUGGAGCGGAAGGCGCGGCAAGAACUCGGCUAGCUCGCUGCCGGUGGUCCAUCGUGAGGCCUGCAGCCGUCCGCGUUGGGUUCACCAUCCGUCGCGACCGCUACGACUUAAUUGGGGCUGCCCUCUCACACCCAUGGCGGACAGGGCGGCGGAGCUCCACGGCGGCUGGCUCUGGACGCGCGGCGGCGGCGCGUCGCCCCGCGGCGAGACCUGGCGGCGGCGCUGGUUCACGCUCGUGAACGAAGGGCGCCGCGCCGUCCUCGAGUUUAGAGCAGCGCAGACCUCCCCGAAGCCGCUCGCGCGGCUCGCCCUGACGCCGUCGAGCGAAUGUAUCAGACUCGUCGGCGCCGACGCGCGCCGCGCGGCCAAUGGAAGGAACUGCCCCGCGGGCGUCGUGCUCCGGUUUAGCGUCGGCGGCGUGACGCGGCUCGCGCGGGCGUCGUCCGAGAGCGCGGCGGAGGGCUGGAUCGCGGCUGUUGGUGAAGCGGCGGCGGAGGUCGUGGCGUCUCCAUCAACAACACGGCGCGCGUCGGACGUCGACGGGGAACUGGCGCGGCUCUCGGCGCGGCGGCGCGAGAUGGAGCGCGUCGACGCGGCGCUGCGGGCCAAGUCGGACCGGCUGGACCGGCGCGUGCGGGCGCUGCGCGACGUGGUGUCG